This is a messenger RNA of Magallana angulata, 1258 nucleotides long. RefSeq lists its product as uncharacterized. Gene Ontology annotation, cellular component: cytoplasm. NCBI's taxonomy places the organism in Eukaryota, Metazoa, Mollusca, Bivalvia, Ostreida, Ostreidae. Bases 240 to 944 code for a protein of 234 amino acids. The record is from RefSeq and is a predicted model, not a curated record. The transcript has 3 exons.
UUCUACAACAGGAAAGAAGGCGUGCAGUAAAUCUACACACACUGUGAUGGUCUGUAAUCCUUUACUUACUCUGAAAUCUGUAAGUGUGGAACAGUACCAGAGCUCUCGGGGACCUGUGGACUUUGCUGGCAGUCACGCCCCUCCAAUUGACUAGAUUUCAACAAUGCCAACAUGUGAAAAGGGUCCAGGAAAGAAGACGUCUAGAAAUGGAGAAAUUUCUAACCUUCCAUCGUUAGGAAAUGUCUAACGACAAAUCGGAUUCUAAAAAGCCCCUUACCCUCCCUACCAUAUAUGGACAUUUGGACAUUACCCUAAAGUCACCCCAUUUCCGCAGAAAACAAGACAGACUGUUCGACAUCGUGCAAGACUUCCGUGUCCGGGGGGCCAAGGAUAGGGACAGCGUUUCCCUUCCUGGCCGGGAGUUCCUCUCACUUCCCGAAAUAGAUUCCCAAAGGAAAGUGUCGCCCAGCAAAUUGCUGACGCGACAACCAACCUUCGUAAAGUCUCGUCUGCCUCGCUCGCGCCAAAGCUGGCACAGCAAUAAAACUAUAACUAGUUAUCAGCGUUCAAUACUGGAUGAUAAUGAAAAAGACUUCACUAAAAGGCUCACCGAGAAAAAGACCAAAAAACUGCUCGGAGAGCUUUACACAGACAAACAGUAUUUGGAGUAUAUAGUCAAUUCUUCGGAAAAUUCUGGUUUGGGAAAGGACAUUUUCGAAAAAUCAAAGAAAGGACUUGAUUAUUUGAAAGACCGCUGUAUGUUUUGGGAAAACCAGACCCCCAUUCCUUUACGCCCUGAUCCUAUGUUACUUCAACAACUGUAUGGGUCACGGAUGCCCUCCCGCCGGAUGUCGGUCACCCGACAGGCGCCUGGGUCUCCCAUGACGCAAGUGAAACUAGACAGUUUGAGAGACAAAGACCGCGGGAAAACAUUUUAUAGGUGAAUUCGGUUGAUGUUUUUGUUGUGUAAUAAUGUGAAUCAGAAGCUGCAAUUGUAUGUGGUAUGAUAUGCGAUUCAUGUGGAUUUCUUACUGUUUGUACUGCGCUUAAUGCAAAACACUGUAAAACAGGGACAUGUUUUGCAUAACAACACGCAAGCGUCAUUACUACUGCAUUGUGGGUAAUGUGGAACAUUGCGCAGUGAUGCAUGAAGAAAAGCCUCAACCAUACCUGGAUUGAACGUUUUUAUGCACGUGUCAUUCUGUUUAAACCUUUGUUAAAUAAUGCCUUUCAAUAAUUAAAUUGUUUAAUAAGUUUA